UGUCGUACUUUCUGAGCUGUCUUGUCAUUUGAUUGAUUGAAUUUUAUUUGUGCAAAUUGUUGAAAAAUAUGAAUUAAAAGAAAAAAUAAUGGCUACAGUAUUUAAAACUGGUUUCUCAGUUGUUAGAAAUAUCUUUUUAUCAACUUCUCUACGGGCUAUUUCUACAUCUAGGCCACUUAAUUUGAAAGAAAUUCGUCAGAAAGUUGAAGGUGGAAAUUUGGUUGUACAAGGUGUAACUGUUGCUUCGCCAAGAACUGAGCUAUUAGUACGGGCUGAGAAGCUGAAUCCACCUCCUGAGCCUCUUCAGAAGGCGGAGUCAACUCCAUGCUACUUGUGUGCUCUAGGGCUUGACGUGAAACAUACUGAUGUGCUGAUUCUCAGUCAGUUUGUGAGGUCCGACGGGUGUAUGUUGCCACGCCGAAUUACAGGCUUGUGUCGUCGGCAACAGAAAAAGAUUGGAAAGAUGGUAACAAUGGCACAGAAAGCAGGUCUAAUGAUAAAUCUUACACCGGCAUAUUGUAGAAAGGAUCCAAAGAAAAGACGUGAUUACAAGAAAUUCAAUACAUACUUUGAUGAGGCAACAAUAUUUUGGUGGCGUAUACCGAAAUCUACCGAUCGUUUCAAACGAUAGCUAUAAUUAUGUACAGUUAGUUUUAGCAUCAAAAUAAUAAACUUAUUUAAGAAUA
Molecule: messenger RNA, 686 nt
Organism: Amyelois transitella
Lineage: Eukaryota; Metazoa; Arthropoda; Insecta; Lepidoptera; Pyralidae
Gene: mRpS18A
Product: large ribosomal subunit protein mL66
Exons: 3
Coding region: 89-631 (180 amino acids)
Biological process (GO): mitochondrial translation
Cellular component (GO): mitochondrial small ribosomal subunit; ribosome
Molecular function (GO): structural constituent of ribosome; small ribosomal subunit rRNA binding
Source: RefSeq, a predicted model, not a curated record